GAUUUUGCUGUGUGCUUGGGGUUAUUGCCUUGUUGGAAGAUCCACUCGCGGCCAAGUCUCAGCCUCCUGGCAGAGGCAACCAUGAUUUAGGCAAAAAUGUCCUGGUACUGGGUAAAGUUAAUGAAUAUCGUAUUCCUCUCCAUUGCUCCCUUUGUUUCUGGACAAUGCCCACUAUUUCACGUGUACGAACACCGGUUUGUCACCUGUCGCCAAGACCGACCUUUACAGCUGGAGUUUUUUUGACCUAUCUGUACAAACGCUACGUCACUGUAACCACGCCCCCCGUAAAACACGGUCUCAAAUAAAAAUAGGAUGAGACUAUGUAAUUGGAUACGUAUUUAAUAGUUUUUCGAUACAUCAUACGCAAUUCAAUUGACAUACGCAAUAGUAAAAGUAAUACAAUAAAGUAUAAGUAUAUUAAAACCUAAAUUAUCUUACGUCUCGUUUUUCUUUAGAAGAAUACGAAAACAACGUCCCCUAUUAGCUGAAGUGGUAUCGCCUAAUAUGCCACUUACCAGCCGCUAGGGUAGGAGUCGAAGGAUAGUGUUUUACCGAGGCAAUAGCGGAAAAAAAAAAAGAGCUGAAUGUUGUUGUAAACACAACAUUAACCAGCUAAAUUAUAAACACAUUUGUAAAUAAAACAAUACAUUUAUAAAGUUAGCUUACGAUGUCUACUCCGGCAAGAAGACGAUUGAUGAGAGAUUUUAAGCGGUUACAAGAAGACCCUCCGGCUGGCGUCAGUGGCGCCCCUUCCGAAAACAACAUAAUGGUGUGGAAUGCAGUCAUAUUCGGCCCAGAAGGGACACCUUUUGAGGACGGCACAUUUAAGCUCACUGUUGAGUUCACAGAAGAAUACCCUAACAAACCCCCCACAGUACGAUUUGUGUCAAAGAUGUUUCAUCCAAAUGUGUAUGCAGAUGGAAGUAUAUGUCUAGACAUUCUGCAGAAUCGAUGGAGUCCAACCUAUGAUGUGUCAUCCAUUCUUACCUCUAUCCAGUCUCUGCUAGACGAACCAAACCCCAACAGUCCAGCCAACAGUCAGGCAGCCCAGCUUUACCAGGAAAACAAGAGGGAGUACGAGAAGCGUGUGUCGGCCAUUGUAGAACAGAGCUGGAGGGACAGUUGACCACACCCUCUCCCUUCUGGUCUCCUCUAUCCCCAACGCUGAGCUGUGUGUGUUGCGAGUUUGAGGAGUACAUCUUAAUUUAGAUUUUUUUUGUUUCUUCCUCCUUUUAAAAUUUACGUUUUUAUGCACUUUACCUCUCCCUUGUUCAACCAUUUUUUUUCUGACACGCUUGGAGUGAUGGAGUUUUUCUUUUUUUCUAUUUCUCCCUCCCGUUUUGGCUUAUCAGGGGACUUAUGUGCUGAGUCUUGUUUUUGCCGCCACUGUCUUCAAUUGAGGACAAUUUUUGGACGUCAAUUACCUGCCUCCCUUCCCUAGCUGAAAUAAAUGAGUUGGACUGAUAUGUGUAACGUUUGGAAGAAAUGAAUCAUGUUAACCUG
Messenger RNA from Coregonus clupeaformis (lake whitefish), 1503 nucleotides. Its product is annotated as ubiquitin-conjugating enzyme E2 A. Gene Ontology annotation, biological process: proteasome-mediated ubiquitin-dependent protein catabolic process; protein polyubiquitination; DNA repair. The record is from RefSeq and is a predicted model, not a curated record. Gene Ontology annotation, cellular component: HULC complex. Gene Ontology annotation, molecular function: ubiquitin conjugating enzyme activity. NCBI's taxonomy places the organism in Eukaryota, Metazoa, Chordata, Actinopteri, Salmoniformes, Salmonidae. Bases 668 to 1126 code for a protein of 152 amino acids. The transcript has 6 exons.